CCCGAUGACAGAUUUGAAUUAGAAUAUCAAGAGCACCAAAAGGAGGACCAGUUGUUGAAUAAAAUGAGCGUUUCGCGGUUCAUCAAGUGCGUCACGGUCGGCGAUGGAGCCGUCGGGAAAACUUGUAUGCUCAUUUCUUAUACUAGCAACACAUUUCCAACUGAUUAUGUCCCCACCGUCUUCGAUAACUUCAGUGCAAACGUAGUUGUCGACGGGAGCACAGUGAACCUAGGCUUAUGGGACACUGCAGGUCAAGAGGAUUACAAUAGACUAAGACCAUUGAGUUAUCGUGGAGCAGACGUUUUCAUUCUUGCAUUUUCUUUAAUUAGCAAGGCCAGUUAUGAAAAUGUUGCCAAGAAGUGGAUUCCUGAACUUAGACAUUAUGCACCCGGUAUUCCAAUAGUUCUUGUCGGGACAAAGAUUGAUCUUAGGGAUGAUAAGCAAUUCUUCAUAGACCACCCAGGUGCUGUUCCCAUCAGCACAGCUCAGGGAGAAGAGUUGAGGAAACUGAUUGGGGCGCCUGCUUACGUCGAAUGUAGUUCCAAGACUCAGCAAAAUGUGAAAUCAGUUUUUGAUGCUGCAAUCAAGAUAGUGCUCCAACCGCCCAAGAACAAGAAGAACAAGGACAAGAAUAAGAAGUCGCAGAGGGGAUGUUCGUUCUUGUAAUUCAAGAACAACAACUAAAGACGACAAAACUUGCAAAAGCUAAUUGUGUAUAGUCGCUAAUAUCGUCUUAACAGAGAAACUUGUUUGUUUUGCAUUUUAUGAUUUGUUGUUGCUGACUUACUUAUAGUCAUUCUUCUCUAUGAGAUUCAUUUUUUUUGCUUGUUUUCUUUAGGCAUUGCUACUAUCUAUGUACUAUAUAGAUUGAUUCCCAUGAAUUUAAGUUUGGCUUGUUCAUUCCUGAAUAUUGUUUUCAUCUUGACAAUAUAUUGUGAAUAUUUUGUUGUUUAUUC
Impatiens glandulifera is the source of this 956-nucleotide messenger RNA. Its product is annotated as rac-like GTP-binding protein 5. The transcript has 7 exons. Gene Ontology annotation, molecular function: GTP binding; GTPase activity; protein kinase binding. Bases 64 to 666 code for a protein of 200 amino acids. Gene Ontology annotation, biological process: actin filament organization; establishment or maintenance of cell polarity; small GTPase-mediated signal transduction. The record is from RefSeq and is a predicted model, not a curated record. Gene Ontology annotation, cellular component: cell cortex; nucleus; cell projection. Lineage: Eukaryota; Viridiplantae; Streptophyta; Magnoliopsida; Ericales; Balsaminaceae.